Molecule: messenger RNA, 3317 nt
Organism: Capra hircus (goat)
Lineage: Eukaryota; Metazoa; Chordata; Mammalia; Artiodactyla; Bovidae
Gene: ZFP41
Product: ZFP41 zinc finger protein
Source: RefSeq, a predicted model, not a curated record
UGGACAGGGAGGCCUGGUAUGCUGCAGUUCAUUGAGCUACAGUCAGACACAACUGAGCAUCUGAACUGAACUGAUGGGCGAUACCUUCUGUCAGGGUCGCACGUGGCUCUCAUGGCCUGUAGCUCUAGAAGCACAUAGUCUGGCCCCAAAUGCAAGAAGUGGAGAAGGAGCAAAUAAAGGGCAGGGAAACUCCACAAUUGGGGGCCACACAGCAGUUAUUGGUCCAUGGUGCACAUGAGGAUCCAGAUGUGGAGAUGUCGCCCCUGGCAGAGGAAUAAGAAUUCUUUGGUUAGGGACUUCCCUGGUGGUCCGGUGGCUACGAUGCCACCCUCCCAAUGCAGGGGGCCCGGGUUCAAUCCCUGCUUAGGGAACUAGAUCCUGCAUGCCACAACUAAGACCUGGCAGAGCCAAAGAAAUACAUUAAAAAAAAUUCCUGGUGAGCAACUGAGUAAAUGAUGACAUUUACCCAGAUGAGGAAAACUGGGAAGAGUAAGAUCGGGGUGGGGGUGUUCUGGGAAAUCAGUUCUUUGGUUAUGUCCAGCCUGAAACUUAUGAGAUGUCCGGGUGGCACACACCAGCAAGAAAGGAAGGGGGCCGUGUCCGCAUGCCUCUGCUGCCCCUUUCCCUGCCCAUCUGUCACUUUGUAACUCAGUUCCUCCCAGACAUUCACUUAAUCUACUAGUUUGUGGUCUUGUUUCCAGCCCCAGAAGGGUUGCUGGCACUAUUCUGUUCCAGAACUUCAGUUCCAAGCUUGGAAAAAUAAAGUCCUUUCUGAAGAAGUGAAUUUACAAGGGAAUUUGUAGGCUGGAGGAUUUUGCCCUUGGCCAUUCUCCUUGAUCCUUGCCGGCUUCCAGGGGGCCUUCCUCUACCCUGAAAACAAGGAUGAAGAAGCCCACAGGCAAGAAAAAUAAGACCCAGACCCCAGAGGCAGAAGUGCAUGUGCAGAAGGACACUGCCAAAGAAGAGAAGGCAUCUGGGAAAGAACAGCAACCCACUUUGGCCCAAAAGCACAGGAAGGAAGCCCGCCUCAGUCCUGAGAAUGAGAGGCACAUGUUUGAGGCCUUAGAUGCUUCGUUUAAAGAUGACUUUGAAGGAGUUCCCAUGUUCACUCCCUUCCAGAGGAAGAAGCCCUACGAAUGCAGCGAAUGUGGGCGCAUCUUUAAGCACUAGACGGAUCAUGUUCGUCCCCAGAGAGUCCACAUUGGAGAGAAGCCCUUCCAGCGUGCCCAGUGCAGGAAGACAUUCAGGCACAGCCCUGACGUGACCAAGCACCAGAGGAUUCACCCCAGAGAAAAGCCCUUUAGAUGUAGUGAGUGCAGCAAAGCCUUUAACUGCAGUUCCAAUCUCCUGAACCGGAAGACCCACACUGGAGAGAAGCUAUACGGAUGUAAGGAGUGUGGAAAGACCUUUGCCUACAGCUCAUGUCUCAUUCGCCAUCGGAAACAUCACCCAUGGAGGAAGCAUUGAGUGUGGGGAGGCCACCCACCGGACUCGGAACUUUGUGCCCACAAGAACGUCCUGGCAGGCCUGCCUGGGGGUCCUCUUCCUCUGGAGUCUGAGCAGGCUGGUGGGGUCCUGCCUUCACCAGGAGACCCACCCGAACCAGGUCAGCAAACACCCAAGCCAUACAGAGAAUCUCCAGGUUGAGACAUCAUGAUAACAAGCAUGCAAACUGCUGUCCAGAGGGCAGGUUUGGGACCUGAGCACUGCGCAGCACUUCCCACUGCUGCCUCGCCUGUAGCACCCAUGCUGGCCUCAGCCCUCCCACCAGCUCCUUUGAAGACUGGUCUGCAGACCCUUUGCCCACUGUGUCCCAAGUCCAUCUCCGUGCAGCCUGGCAGGAGGCCUGUGUCCCUGGGCUGGACAGCAGUGCUUCUGCAGUGAGCACUGGGAACCCCACGGUCCCCCCACCUGGGCUGGCUGUGCCGGCAGUGAUGUGCUUUGUCCUGUGCCUUCCCUCCUCUGCUGGAGCACCAGUCCUUGAACUUGGCCCCCGUCCCCAGGAACUGGACUCCCUGUGUGUCCUCCCGGCUCAACCACCAUCCCAGCUGAGCAGUCUGGCUCACCACUCAGGACACUAAAUGCUGCCACCAUGGGCGCUUCCUGCCCUGGCCAUGUCGGCCCCAGGAUGUUGAUGGCAGCUUGGAUCCAGCUUUUGCCUGCAUUGCCGCUUUUCAGACACAAGACAGAAGGCCAGCUCUCCGUUCAGGGCCAACGAUGGGUUGCCAGAAAUGGACUGAUGGAUGGAGAUCAUGCUGGCAAAUACCUUCCUCCGGGUUGUGCCCCAGAAGUGCUCCAGCAGCUCACAGACAGCAGAGAGGAGGCGGAUGCAAAGAGCAUGGUCUCUUGAGCCGGGGUUGCCAACGCACCCUUGUGCCUUGGAGAUGUGGGGCCUUGGCUGGUCCUCACCUCCUUGUGCCUCCAGUCCCCAGAGGUGACAUCGGGGCUCUGACGGUGCUCAGCCUGGUCACCGCCUGUGUGUGACCUCAGUGCCACACUGACCCUCAGUUUAGCCACUGUCAGCUCUGGUCACGUGUUAGUGUCCUUAGUGGGGGGACAUUGGCCCACAGGCGUGAGAGGUGGCCGUGCAAGCAGACAGCCUUCAGUGCCUCUCCCAAGAAAACAAGAGAGCCACGAGAAAACAGUCACACAGCCCGUCUACAAUCAGCCACCGGCUCUUCUGCCGCCUGGUGUUUGGUGCAAACUGAUGGUCUCGUUUCUCAUUUCUUCUGAGUUAACUAUUAACAACACCACACCGCCUCCAAGCGCUGAACCCCACACCCUUCAGAUAUCAAUCUGUUUUGAUGGUUUUGUUGGCUAUUGCUCUUCAAAUGAAACUCAAAUUCCAGAAAAAGAAAACCUGCUAAGUAGCCUGAGUCAAAGAAAAAACCAUAAUGAAAGUUAUAAAAUACUUAAACCUGAAUGAUAAUGAAAAUACAGCUUGCGAGAACCCAUGCAUCUGUGGUCAGUAAAUCUACGACAAAGGAGGAAGACUAUACAAUGAAGAAAAGACAGUCUCUUCAGUAAGUGGUGCUGGGAAAACUGGACUGCCACAUGGAAAUCAGUGAAAUUAGAACAUUCUCUAACACCAUACACAAAAAUAAACUCAAAGUGGAUAAAACACUUAAAUGUAAGACCAGAUAGUAUAAACUCCUUAGAGGAAAACAGGCAGAACACUUUUUGACAUAAACUUGCAACAAUAUCUUUUUGGAUCCACCUCCUAGAGUAAUAAAAAUAAAAACAAAAAUAAACGAAUGGGACCUAAUCAAACAAAAGUUCUUGCACAAGGAAAGGAAAUCAUGAAACAAAAAAAAAAA